Molecule: messenger RNA, 865 nt
Organism: Coccinella septempunctata (seven-spotted ladybird)
Lineage: Eukaryota; Metazoa; Arthropoda; Insecta; Coleoptera; Coccinellidae
Exons: 3
Coding region: 181-801 (206 amino acids)
Source: RefSeq, a predicted model, not a curated record
AUAUUAUAGUUAUUAUUUGUAAUUAAUUACCUAUAAUUAUUUUUCUGUCUCAACAGACCCCUGGAAGGAUAGAAAGUUGGUCAAAAGCUUUAGAGAUUACUUUGAAACCUCAUGAUUUAGUUUGCCAGUUGCAUUUCAAGAGCGAACAUAUUAACAUGUACAACAAAAUUGUUAUUAAGGAUGUUGUCCAUUCACAUGAAUUACAUAGGAACACUCAAACCAGAAGCGUUGCCAACAAUUCACCAUCAGUUCCACAGUUAUGCUGGUGAACAUCUUGCGGAAGAGCAAAUGUUGCAAGACAAACAAAAGCUUGUACAUCAACAACCAGAAAUAAUACAACAUCAAGAAGAAAUUGUGAAUCAGCACUCACAGCAAGAAUCAGAAGUUCCCAUAGAACAUAAUUAUUGUGUACAACAAUCAGAAAAACCAUUGCAAUAUUUGUUGGACAAAUAUCAGCAAUUCUUGCCCCACCAUUGGGCUUACAUACCAAAGCCUGAUGGAAUAGAAUACAUUAGGUUGGAUCCAGAGACUCGUCUCAUUAAAAACCACAUAAUGGUUAAAGAUGAUUUAACAGUUCUGGUUAUCUUUCCCAAUAAGGAAAGACUACAUGUAGAUGACCAAAUUGUCUCGUCACUGCCUGAGGAUGUUUAUGCAUAUCUGAAAAGUGUGGAGAAGUGGCCAUUGAGUGUUGGCAUCCAAAUUGAGAAUCAAAGAAAGGAUGUCAAGGAGUUAUUGUUGGACAUGGAAUGUAUAAAAGAAUGCAACAAAAUCUUCGAUGUCAAUCAUGUCGAGUCCUCCUAAAGAAACUCAAUGAUAGAAAGGGUGGCAAUAGUGUCCAGGAAAAAUGGAUUAUAUUUGAGCAUAA